AUGUUCACGUUCAGCGGCCUCAUGUCAGCGGCGCUCAUGGGCCGCCAGAUCGCGGCUGCGGCUGUUCCUGCGCAUUCUGCGUGGCCUCAAUUACGAUUCACCCCAAAAGGCACUUUUCAAAUGACAGUCUUCAAUGACUUGCAUUUUGGAGAAGCGGAAAACACAGACUGGGGCCCGCUGCAGGACGUGGAUACGCUGCGGGUGAUGAAGACGGUGCUGGAGAAAGAGUCUCCCCAACUUGUGGUCAUCAAUGGAGAUUUCAUCACUGGUGAGAAUACGUUUAAGAAGAAUUCAACCGAUUAUGUCGACGACAUUGUUUCUCCUUUGGUGGCGCGCGGCCUUCCCUGGGCAUCGACAUAUGGCAACCACGAUUCAGCGUACAAUCUCUCUUCUGCUAACAUAUACGCGAGAGAGAAGACAUACAAGAACAGUUUGACAGGGAACAUGGUCAAAGAUAAAAAUGCCGGCGUCUCUAAUUACUAUUUGGAGGUGAUGUCCAAUGAUAAACGCGACUCUACUCCUGCCAUGAUCCUCUGGUUCUUUGACAGCCGAGGCGGUAACUACUACCAAGAAGAGAAAAAAGACGGCUCAGACGUUGCUCGACCAAACUGGGUUGACGAAAGCGUUGUAGAGUGGUUCGAAGCCACAAGAGUCCAGCUGGCCAAACGCUAUAAGAAGACUCUGCCUUCGUACGCAUUUGUCCAUAUUCCCGUCGGCGCCAUGUAUGGCUUUCAGCAGACCGAUGGCGUUGACGGGCACAAAGAGCCUGGAAUUAAUGCAGACAAUCCGCUUUCUCAGCAGGGAGUUCAAUCCCCACUAUACAACGCCACUACUAGUUUCGAGUAUACCGGCCAAGAUAAAGCGUUUAUGAAGGCUCUGCUAGAAACCGAGAAGCUCAUGGGCGUCUUUAGCGGCCAUGAUCAUGGCGAUGACUGGUGCUUCAAGUGGAAUGAAACCCUCACAUUCUUGGACCUGACGGGCAAUGGUCUCGUCUUCUGCUUCGGUCGCCACACCGGCUAUGGGGGCUACGGCUCAUGGACACGAGGGUCUCGGCAGAUUCUUGUUGAUAUCAAGGAUCUUGGCAAAUCGACCAAGACUUGGACGCGGCUUGAAGAUGGAAGCACUGUUGGGGCUGUGACGCUAAAUUCAACUUAUGGCAGCGAUGUCUAUCCAGCUGUUCAGUUGACUUAUACUAGCCUGGACAAUGAGGGAGUUCCAUCUACCACUAAUUAA
Messenger RNA from Trichoderma gamsii, 1233 nucleotides. Its product is annotated as calcineurin-like phosphoesterase. The coding region runs from base 1 to 1233 and encodes 410 amino acids. The record is from RefSeq and is a predicted model, not a curated record. The transcript is spliced from 3 exons. Gene Ontology annotation, molecular function: hydrolase activity, acting on ester bonds. Lineage: Eukaryota; Fungi; Ascomycota; Sordariomycetes; Hypocreales; Hypocreaceae. Gene Ontology annotation, cellular component: cytoplasm.